AUGUUAAAAUUAUCCUUCACUCCCUUGUCAACAACCUUUCCCACCAAAAUCAUACCUCUAAGACUCUUAAAAUCUAUCAUAAACACAUCGUCUCAAGCCCCACAAACUGUUCAACAAAAUGACACAACCAUGUCCACCAAUAAACCGCUGCACAAGCUGCCCCCUAAGUCAGCCUACAUUCACCUCCCAUUCUGUAGAAAACGAUGCCACUACUGUGACUUCCCAAUUAUCGCUCUUGGAUCCUCCUCUGCACCAGAGGAGGACCCGCGAAUUUUAAACUACAUUCAAACUCAUUGCAGAGAAAUUAAAGCCGCCUCAUUGAAUUCAAACCCCAACCCAUCUCUUGAAAUGGUAUUUUUUGGUGGUGGGACACCUUCUUUGGUUUCUUUGGUGCUUGAAACUUUGAGUUUCAAAUUCGGAGUGUCUUUGGAAGCUGCGAUGUCAAUGGAAAUGGACCCUGGCAUGUUUGAUGGGGGGAAAUUGAAGGAGUUGAUGGAGUUGGGGGUAAAUAGAGUGUCCUUGGGAGUGCAAGCUUUUCAAGAUGGUCUGUUGAAAGCUUGUGGGAGAGCUCAUGGUGUGAAAGAGAUUUAUAAGGCUAUUGAUAGUGUGAAGGCCUGUGGGGUUGAGAAUUGGAGUUUGGACCUCAUAUCUUCUCUUUCUCAUCAAACACCAGAAAUGUGGGAGGGGAGUUUGAAGCUGACAAUCCAGGCGCAUCCUACCCAUGUCUCAGUUUAUGAUUUGCAAGUUGAGAAAGACACCAAAUUUGGAGUAUUGUAA
Molecule: messenger RNA, 777 nt
Organism: Coffea eugenioides
Lineage: Eukaryota; Viridiplantae; Streptophyta; Magnoliopsida; Gentianales; Rubiaceae
Product: oxygen-independent coproporphyrinogen-III oxidase-like protein sll1917
Exons: 1
Coding region: 1-777 (258 amino acids)
Biological process (GO): porphyrin-containing compound biosynthetic process
Cellular component (GO): cytoplasm
Molecular function (GO): 4 iron, 4 sulfur cluster binding; catalytic activity
Source: RefSeq, a predicted model, not a curated record